GUAUGGAAUGAUUCGCCUGGAUACCAGCAAAUCAGUUUUUCUGCUGUAUCGGUACACGUGACAAUAAUAAACCAAUACCUUGUCCUUGCCAAUGCCUGGUGUAGGCAGGGACAAUCUGGAUGUGAGCUUCCUUUUGCAUGGUUACAGGCAUUAUCAGUUUGAUCUGCAGGAAACGUUUUAACACAAUCAAGGCUAAUCCCUUCUCGCACUACAGAUUUGUCAAUGCAUUAAGCAAAGGCUUUUAGAAAAAUUGCUGGAUGUUUCCUACAUUUUCCUUGCUGGAAAAAUCUAUUGAGACGGGAAUCGUCACUCAGAAAUCAACGGAAAAACAGUUUAAACUCAAGGUGGGAAUCAUAUAGCUUUUAGUAAAGAUCACCGUGGCAUAUUUGUAUUCUGUGAUGCCACAGAAGAGCAUUAAGAUGUUUCUGACCAUUUUAAACGUACUUUUGCUUGCUCCCUUGCACGUGUCUGCUUCCUGGGCUUGUGUCCGGUUAUGUCCUCCCUCAUGCACCUGUACUCAAGAACGGAACUGUGCUGUUCUUUGCGACCGAUCUGGAUUAUCGCAAGUCCUCAGGGAGUUCCCGUGUGAAGCCUCUGCUAUCAACUUGGAUAAAAACACUAUCAAGUUUUUGACAGAAAGGGCAUUUGGUACUCUUCCAGCUCUGCGAUCUUUAUCACUAGACCACAACAACAUCUCCUUCAUCACCCCAGGUGCAUUUAAAGGGCUGCCUAAUCUCACUGAAUUAAAACUGGCACACAAUGAGUACAUUAGGUACCUGCACACCAGAACAUUUACUGGCCUGAAACGCCUACUGAAACUCGAUUUGUCUGACUGCAAUCUAUUUAACAUUCCGGACCGGAUUUUUACAGCAGUCACUACUUUACAGGAGUUGGCAAUGUGGCAGAACAAUUUCAGAAGAAUACCUGGAGCAGUGAGGGGGAUGGAGAGCAUUACCCGUGUGUACUUGGAGCGAAACAGGAUUGAGGCAGUGGCUUACAAUUCUCUACAAGGGCUGGUCAGUUUAAAAUAUCUAAACCUUCAGGGUAACAAAAUAGCUGUAAUCCAUGACGGGGGAUUUAAAGACUCUGUAAAACUGGAGUAUCUCUAUCUUAAUGACAAUCUUCUGAACAAUCUUCCAGAGUUUGCAUUUAAAGAACUCAGGCUCUUGAAGAUGCUAAACCUGGGAGGUAAUUCUUUAGUGAAUGUAUCCAGUACUUGGUUUAAUGAGCUUGUUGAGCUAGAAGUUCUCUAUCUGGACAGAAAUGAGAUCACUUACAUUGAAGAAGGGGCUUUUGAAAACCUGACCAGUUUGAUCUCUCUGCAUCUGAACAGCAAUAACCUGACUACACUCUCCCUUUCAGUGUUUCAGCCAGUCUACUUCAUAGGAAGACUCUAUGUGUUCAGGAAUCCGUGGGAGUGUGAUUGCAAGCUGGAGUGGUUGAAGGAAUGGAUGGAAAGCUACAAACUGGUUCGUGAUAUCCCGUGUGCCUCUCCAGAGUCUAUAGCUGGCAUGGACCUAAGUAAAGUCUUCUUCAGCAAAUCCACUCGAGGUGUCUGCUUGGAUCUAGCCGAUCUGAAUGUGACGGCUUACACACCAACCACGCCAGACUAUCCCCGGUCUACCACAGAGAACAGGUUCAGCAGUCUUAUUUCUAGAUUCCUUUUUCCAAAAACAUCGGAUGCUGAAAACACCAUCAAAUUCUUUAGGAAUGUGUCAGACUUGAGUGGAGCUGAUGUGGAAGCUGCCAAUGUUGAGCGAUGCCAAAUCAACUUGCACGUUCAAAUCCUCGUGACAGUUAUAAUAUUAUUUUAUAUUAUAUGACAGUAUUUAAGUGUGCAUUCUGCAGAUUCUGUAUUUACUACAGUUCAUGGAAGUCCAGAGGGACAAGGCUGGAGUCGGAUGUAAUUCAUCCCAAUGCUCUGUCCCUUAAAAAAAACAAGAACAUUCUACAUUG
Messenger RNA from Amblyraja radiata (thorny skate), 1956 nucleotides. It is a transcript of the gene nyx, whose product is annotated as nyctalopin. The transcript is spliced from 3 exons. The coding region runs from base 399 to 1823 and encodes 474 amino acids. The record is from RefSeq and is a predicted model, not a curated record. NCBI's taxonomy places the organism in Eukaryota, Metazoa, Chordata, Chondrichthyes, Rajiformes, Rajidae. Gene Ontology annotation, cellular component: plasma membrane. Gene Ontology annotation, molecular function: protein binding.